Molecule: messenger RNA, 1332 nt
Organism: Kazachstania africana CBS 2517
Lineage: Eukaryota; Fungi; Ascomycota; Saccharomycetes; Saccharomycetales; Saccharomycetaceae
Gene: RAX1
Product: Rax1p
Exons: 1
Coding region: 1-1332 (443 amino acids)
Biological process (GO): intracellular protein localization
Cellular component (GO): plasma membrane
Source: RefSeq, a predicted model, not a curated record
AUGGAGCUCGAUUUUGCAAAGAUUCAAGAAGAGCGUUUGCCCACUCUAUAUGAAGUCCUGAUCCAAAAGACCUCAGUCCCGGUAGAUCUCUGGUCAUUUUAUACCUAUCUCUCACAAUUUCCAUAUGCAAUAAACUACUUAGAUUUCUGGAUUGAUUUGAUGGCCCAUCUUCGACUUUCCAAAGAUUAUAUCAAUGGUAUCAGAGGCUCUUUACUUGAAGAAAGUAACUUUAAUGAGCUUGAGAACCAACAGUCUAGUCAGGAAGACCAGAAUUCUAAUAGUGAAAAUGUAUCAGUAACUACUUCUGUACUUCUGAAUGCACUCAUGGAAGAAGGCCACUUAGAUUUCGAGAAUCCUGAUCGCGUUUCGAAAUUUCUGCAAGGUAAAGCUGAUUAUUCGCCGAAAUUAUCACAGCUUCUAGAUGGUUGGAAACGUCAUUCAGGCAUCUAUGACGCCAACAACAAUCUUAAUAUUGACAAUGGCAAUCUGCCCACACUCUUAGAUGAAAUGUUAAAGAAUAAAAGUAAAAGAAAUGAAACCUCCCAGAUAACAACGAAACAACUAUUGAACAAUGCAUUACAAAUCUGUAACACAUAUUUAUACUCUACGGAAAAAAGCGCGAAAUACUUAAGUAAUAUUUCAGAAGAAACAAGAAUGAAAGUACUAGAUUCAGUUGUAAAUCAAAAUCGAUAUGAUCCAGAAGUAUUUGAAGAAUUAAAGGCAACCACAUAUCAACUAUUGGAAACAGAUUGCUUUCCAAAGUUUUUAAGUACAGUGGCCUUACAUAAUAUUCAUGAUGAACUUUCUGAUUGGAGAUUUCACUCUGAAAAAGGCGCUAUAGACAAUACUACGCUGCGAUACAGAGGUUCAAGAUCACCAUUUUCGAACCAUACUACUUUAAGUAGGUUAAUUUUUGGCUUGGUUUGGUUAGGAAUAGGCUUCUGGAUUGGCUAUGUUCUAAUUUUCCUGAAAUAUAGCAGGGCUAUUCGUGUUGUUACAGUAGUACCUUUUGCAAUUGGCUGUUACUUAAUCAUAUGUGGUAUGUACCAAGUGGAUAUCAUAUAUUCCUGGUUUGGAGUUACGCAGGUACUUACAUACAAAGACAGCGAUAGCAAAAUACUUAGGUCGAACGAUGAAGAACAUACAACUACUAAGGAAAAAGUUCCAUUCCUAAUUGCCUUAUUAGGUGGAGGAAAGAGGACAGUAAAAAUUGAGCAUACAUUCAUCAAAAAAUUAUUACAAAGAAGAGGUCUGUGGUGUUUACUGUUGGUGGUGAUAUCAACAGCAAUAUUUACGGUAAUAUUUAGCUGUGUACCUGGAUUCAGAAUAUAG